CGAAUGCUACAUUGAAUGCUAGGUAUUCAGUUAAAAUUGUUAAAGUUAUGACGUCAAAACGGGUUCGAAUCUGAAGCGCCAGUCAGGGUCUGCUCUUUAAGGCUCUUCCUCGUAACAGUUUUCCGUACACCUCAGUUUCGUCACGCUGACUCUUCGCCUUUCGUAUAAACUUCCAAAUCAUCACCAGUCUUUCAUGUCUACUUCCUUUCUGGGCCUUCCUGUUUCACAACAUGCCGUCGCCCGCGGUGUGACGGUUUUCUUCGGCAUCCUCAGCACAAGUAUGGGUUUGCGGGCCCUCGUAGACCCAGCGGGCUACGCGGCAAUCUUUGGAGUUCCAGCGCUAUCAUCAACGAUGGCAACUGCAUCACGCAACCCCUUCAUCAAAGCUGCUGGCGCCAGCAGACUGGCCGGGGGACUUGGCACUCUGGCGUGUGUCCUGCUGGGUCAAGACAAAGGUGCAGCGCUGGGCUUGUGCGCAGGUGCUAUCGUGGGCAUCAUGGACGGGUUGAGCCUGAAAGCAGAGAUUGAAGCCACAAGAAAGGAGUUGGGCGGAAAGACUCAUGAUGAUGACGAUGGCGUGAAAAGUUUGGAAGAGUCCGAAGGCAAGGCCUGGGGUCACAUGAUGUUUGGGCCUAUUGCUGCUGCACUUGGCUCGUGGCUGUACUACGUUUCAUGAAGAAUGAGAUACCAAUGCGAAAGUGAGGAAUUAUGUGCUCCCUUGUCCAUACUACAAAAUUGACGUGUG
Molecule: messenger RNA, 745 nt
Organism: Verruconis gallopava
Lineage: Eukaryota; Fungi; Ascomycota; Dothideomycetes; Venturiales; Sympoventuriaceae
Exons: 1
Coding region: 194-676 (160 amino acids)
Source: RefSeq, a predicted model, not a curated record